This is a messenger RNA of Megalopta genalis, 1443 nucleotides long. Lineage: Eukaryota; Metazoa; Arthropoda; Insecta; Hymenoptera; Halictidae. The record is from RefSeq and is a predicted model, not a curated record.
UAUACAUGUGACAUACGUACAUACAUAUGUCUCGUUUAAUUGUUGUUUCAAAUUAUGUAUGUAUUUAACAUCGAAAUUUAAUUAUUACAGAUGAUCAUUUUCUAAACUCUUGUAUGUUGCUAUGCUAAAAUAGUGUGUGAAUAAAGAUAUAAUGAGUGAAUAGAAUGUUUAUUAUAAAUGCAAUGAAAAAGGUUGUAUUUGUAUAUUACUUAUGAAUACAAACGCAAGUUCCUCGUUCCUUUUCGGAUUUUUCAUAUAACAUGGAAAACGAAAAAGAUAUAAAUCAAAGUAGAGAAACAGAAAAUGAUAAACAAGAUACAAAUAUUUCUGAUCAUAAAGAUUGUCAUGACAUUGACAAAAAUCUUUCGGAAUUAAAUCCGAAUAUUAGCAAACGACAACUGAAAAAAAUAAAGAAAAGAGAAAAAUGGUUACAACGAAAGAGUGAGAAAAGAUUAAAGGAACGGGAGAAAGCAAGACAAAAACGAGCACAUGCUCGUGCAAAUAAUAUAGAUCUUGGACCAUCUAGGAAAGCUUUAAAAAAGAGUACCAUGGCUGAUAGUAACUGUAAAAUUGAAGUAACUAUUGACAUGUCUUUCGAUGACUUAAUGAUCGAUAAAGACAUUGCAAAAUUGACCAAGCAGAUAUUAAGAUGUUAUACAUUGAAUAGGAGGGCCCUUGCACCAAUGCAAUUUUCCCUUACUAGUUUUAAUGGUACAUCAAGAACACACAUGCAAAAACAUAAUGGAUAUCAACAUUGGGAUGUAAAAUUUUACGUGGAAGGAUAUUUGGAUAUUUAUCCAAAAGAGAAAAUCAUAUAUCUAACUAGUGAAUCAGAAAAUGUGAUCAAUCAUCUAGAACAUGAUUGUGUGUAUGUUAUAGGUGGUCUUGUUGAUCAUAAUAGUCAUAAGGGUUUGUGUCACAAAGUAGCCAAACAGGCUGAUGUAAGGCACGGUAGACUUCCUUUAGAUAAAUUUUUACAAAUGAAAGCUAGGAAGGUUUUAACUGUUGACCAUGUGUUCGAAAUCUUGCUUCGAGUUAGUGAAGGAGGAACCUGGCAAGAAGCAUUUUUACAGGUAUUACCAGAAAGAAAAAAUGCUCAGCCAAUUUCAUCUUUAGAAGAAACUAAAAGUACAUUAAAUACUUGUGGAAAAGGAGAAAAUAUUUGUGAGGAAAAUGAUGAAACAUCUCAAUUUCUCAGAUCUUUAAAAGAAGACAAGGACGUGUUGAAUAUGUAUAAAAAAAAAGAAAAUAUUUUUUACACAAAUAAUACAACAAAAGCAAGUGUAGAAGCUAUUGAUGAUAAUAAUACAAAUACUGUAUGUAUAUAAUAAAAUUACAAUAUACAGUAAACAAGUCAAGCGAAAUAUUGCAUUGUACAAAAAUAUGAUUUGCAUUUCAAAACGAAUUCAUCUUUGUUAGUAUUGUAUAAUACAAGUUCUCACA